Effrenium voratum is the source of this 6768-nucleotide messenger RNA. The record is from the annotation of a GenBank genome assembly. Lineage: Eukaryota; Dinophyceae; Suessiales; Symbiodiniaceae.
AUGUGUCAUGCUGCUCUGCCCCGGAUGGCCACUCGCACCCGGCGUGCGGCGCACGCAGAGGCAGAGGCCUCGCCGGUGCCCGGCGAAGACGAGGACCUGGAAGGGUCCGAUGAGGCUGCCGCUGCAGCUGGAGCGGCCAAUGGCCAGGAGGAGGAGGAUCCGCUGCAGGCGGAUGAUCCCUGGGCACCGGCAGCUGGGCAGGCCGCUGGAGGUGAUCGCCCUGGAGCCCAGAGCCCUGGCCAUGCCGCGGGAGCAUCUGAUGGUGAUGCGCCACCGCCGGAGUUUGUGAAGUGGUUCUACAACCUCUGGCAACAGCAACGCCAUCAGGAGCUGAACGGAGGCCUUCAGGAGAUCGUGAACGCGAAGCUGGAGAUAAUCCGGCGGCCGCCCCGAAGCCGCCAAAGAAUCCACCGCCACCGCCUCCUGGCCCUGGAGGAUCCGGCGGAGGAGGAGACGAUGGCGGUGAUGAGGAAGACUGGGAGUCGGAAGACGAGCAGCGACGACGGAGAGCCAAGAAGAAGUCCGGCAAGCCGCCAUGGAGGGAUGGGGAUGGCGGCGGAGAUGAAAGUGAAGCGUCCAGCUCAACCGCCGGAACGUCGGAGAUCAAGCUUGGGCACGGUCAAGAUUGAGGAGUUCUACGGUGACCGUGCGAGGUACGUCAAGUGGAAGAAGGCGAUCGAGGCGCAGGCGGAGCUCUACCGUUUGGAGGAUGCGGAGCUGGCCAUGCUGGCCUUCGGAGAAACAGAAGAGGAGCUCUUUGAGAGGGCGGAGGCAGAGUUCAUGAAUUACCGCAGGUUGCCUGGCCAGUCCGUGGCUUCGUACAUCGGCCAGAUGAAGCGCUUGAAGGCCCAGUACCACAGAGUGGAUCCGGACAGCUACAUGUCAGACCGGGCACGGGCACAGAGGCUCCUGAACAAGUGCUCGCUGGGAAGGCGAGAGAGGCUGGAUGUUUUCUUCAGUGCUGGAGGCCGCUACAUUCCGAGUGACAUUGAGCGUGCUCUGAGGUACCGGUGUGGAAAGGUACACGAGGAUGAGCGACGUCUACCAGGACGACCACCGCCACCCCAACCAUAUCGCACGUACAGAGGAGCCGGUACGGUGAGUACAAAGCCGGUGGAGCGGAUGGCGGCCAAAUGGAGGACCAGACCAUCGGGAACUCAUGUGGUCGCGGAUGAUGAGGCAUGUUUUGAUGAAGAGCCUGAGGAUCUGGAGAAGGAUGAGGAAGCCUACCAGAUCUACCUGGAGAUGCUGCGUGAGACGGAAGAGGUCAAGAUCGAGGAGCCAGACGAGCUGGAGAAAGAGCUCAGCGUGCUCAUGGAUGAGGUGGUCUCGGAGGAGGAUCUCAAGGAGGCCUAUGCCGCUGGCUGGAAAGCGAAGGCAAAACAGGCCGACCACAAGAAGGCACGAGGAGAUCCGGAGUGCCCGAAUGUUCAGAGCGGAAAGGACAAGCCGCACACCGCCAAGAAGCAUCCCUGGAGUUCCGACAGGAGCUCACGGAAGAGCGAUUCUGCUGCCAGCGCUCCCAACCAGGCGCGCUUCACCUUCAUGGUCGGCGGUGAUUACAACCAGGAGGAGACGCCACCGAUGGACAUCUGCCCUAGGUGCAAAUGGCCGAUGGCGGAGAGCUGCAAGUUCUGUAGCAACUGCGGGCAGAACCUGUACCGGGAUGACAGGAUGUCAGAGAACAAGAGAGGUUGGGGCCUGGUAGGAGAAGAGAAUGAGGAGACUCUCAUCGUUGAGGAGACGGACGAUGAAGAGGAGACCCCCAGCUACACCUAUGACGUGAAGAGGAGCGCAGUCAAGGAAGCUGCGGGUAUGAAGCCGGGGAAGAAGCAAGAGGAGAAGAUAAAGCUGAAGCCCAAGGAGGUCAUCUCGGUGCUGGACAAGAUGACCAAGGAAGAGAAGAAAGAGCUGAGGAAGGCGCUGGAGAUUGAAGAGGAGCACUUGGCGUGGACUUCGGUGGAGCGACACCGGAUUUUGCGGAUGGAAGAGCAGCUUUCAAGGAGUGGUGCGGCGAGCACCAGGGUGACAGCUCCGGUCACCAAGGAGCUGCCAAAGCACGCAAGAGAGGCUGCGCUGAGAGAUUUCCGGUAUGAGCUCUAUCAGCGCCAAGUGAAGGGUGGAAAGUUCAUUCCGUCCAGAUGCUCCCCAACUCCAACAGAGCGUCAAGCAGCGUGCAAGCAUCCCUUCGAGCACAUCAAGUGGACUGCCAAUCAGGAGGGCCACUACGGGAGAUGCCGGAUGUGUGAUUUGAAGCGCGUGCUGUAUUUCUCUGACCGCCAUGGAGCCCUUGUGAGCAGCCAGCAGAAGUUGGAGGAGAUUUAUGUGUCUGGAAUUUGUCCGGGGCAGGCGAUAGCAGACACUGGCUGUCGCACGGCAGUUGGCGGAGGAGCUUGGCACGAAAGCUUGCAGAAGGAGCUCAAAGCCCGCGGUUUGCAGUGGUUUGAGGAGCCAGAGCAGGAGGUGUUCCAGUUUGGAGCAGGAGAGGCCUGCCGCAGCCAUCGGGCAUACAUUUACCCGGUGGGCAUCUUCGGGGUGAACACGGCAGUGAGGCGGAGCUGUAUGUUCAACUUCGGCACUCGCCAGAUGACGCUCUUCGGCAUCACCAGGAUGAUUACUGGGGAGCAGCCGGAGGUGAAGAGGUUGAAGGACGUGCUGGUGAGGAUGCCGCACACGUUCGCCUUUGUGCAGCAGGACAAGUCUGAGGCCACUUCCGAAGAAGAGACUGAGGAGCCUUCGGAGGGUUGGCAGACCUUGAGGUGCUCGUCUACCUCUCAUGAAUUUGGCAUAGAGGUGUUCACAGAAAGCGGCAGCGAGAACAGCGAUGAGGAGAAAGAGGACGCAGCCGAAGACAUCGAUGUGAUGGUGGCCGGCAACACGAAGUCUUUCAGUAAGAGCAUGCGGUCCAAGUGUGGCCGUGCGGCAAGGGAGAUCCGGAAAGCCGGAGAAGACGAGAUACGCAGACGCCAGCAACAGCCCCAGCAGCCCCAGGACCCAUGCUUGCGGCCCAGCUCACUUCCUUUGAGGAAAAGGUGGAAGGUCCUGGAGGUGUUCACUUGGACUUGCUGCAUCAGCAUGAUGGCCUUGGAAAGAGGCUGGCACAUGUGCGAGCCGGUGACCUUGCCGGGAUGGGAUCUUCGUGAUCCCCAGACGAGGGAGGAGGCGCACAACUACAUCGACUCCCAAGCUCCGGAUUUGUUGGUGCUGGCAUGGCCUUGCAGCCCCUGGAGCUCGUUGCAGAACUUAAACUGCAGAACCCCGGAGGCGGUGAGACGACUGGCGCAGAAGAGAAAGGAGCAUCGCCCCAUGCUGGAGUUUGUUGGAGAGGCUGAGAAGGCAGAGAGCCAGAGGAGGAGUUUCAAGGGCAUGGCGGAGACGGUGACGGACAUGUGUCAAUUUGGUCUGCGGAAGCCUGCUGGAGAAGGCGCCCGUCGCUUCAUGAAGAAGCCAACCAGGCUGGUGGGCACACCAGAAGUGAUCAGACGCUGUAGCCGUAGGUGCAAAGGAAGCCACAAGCACACGCACAUCUUCGGCUAUUUCAAGUGGCGAGGAAAAUGGAGGUCCCUGUCACAGUUUGCAGGAGGCUACACGCCAGACUUUGCUCAGGAGGUGGUGAUCGGUGCGGAAGAGUACCUAAGAGGGACGCGCAGGCCAGAGAUAUUUGUGGAAGGCGCUCACGUGCCAGAAGAGCGCUUCGAAGAGUUCGAGAAUGAAGAAAAAGUGGUUCCAGAGGAAGAUCUGGAACAGAGGAUGCUGCAGGAGGAGCUUAUGGACGUUUCCAGAGAGGAGGAAGUCCCAGGAGGCCCAGCGACAGCAGAAGCAGACAAGAUGCUACGGCUGGCGGGAGCAGAUGGACAGCUUCUGAAAGAAUGCCGUGAGCUUCUUCAGUGCCCGGUUUGUGAGGCUUCACAAGCACCCAGGAAGCCGAUGCAGCAAGCUCCAAGCAUGCGCCCGGUAACUUUCAAUGCCUCAGCGCACCUGGAUUUGAAGUACGCCAAAGACUGCAAGUCGAAGCUCUACGUGGCAUUGAGCAUGAUAGAUCAUGCUACCAACUUUCAUCGGGCUUGUCUGCUGCGGACAAGGCGCCCCGCGCAUGUGGCAAACAAGUUCGUGACUCAGUGGUGUGCCCUGUUUGGGGAUCCCACGGAGCUGGUAUUCGACCAAGGAGGAGAGUUUGAGAAGGAAUUCCUCUUUGAGUUGGAGAAGCGCGCGAUCCAUUCAAAGGUGGUCGGUGCCUAUGCCCCCUGGCAGAACUCCUUUGCGGAAAGGCAGGGUGCUCUACUGGGCGCUGCGUGGCAUGCACUCAUUGUGGAGCACAAGGCGGAGGACUGGACAGUGAUGAAACAGAGCCUUGCUGCAGCGGUCCAAGCCAAGAAUGCGACUGUCUCCAGACGAGAGCAUUGCUUCACCAAGAUGUUCAGGCAAAGCUCAAGAAGGCACUUCUGCGGAGACCUGGAGGAGCGGUACUUCGUGAGCUGGAGAGGAUGCGACAUCGUGGAGGCCCCCUUUAGGCCCUACAAUGAGGCCAAAGAGAUGAUGAGAGGCUUGAAGAGCGUGCAAAAAGUGAUUCGACACCCGCUGUUCAGAAAGCGGGUGAUGGCAAAGAGGAGGCAGAAGCAGAAGCAGCAGCUGAAGCAGAAAGCCCCGGAGGAGAAGCCCAUCGUGCCGGAGCCUCUAGGAGGAGUAGAUGUUCCGGUGCCGGAAGGUGGAAGUGACUAUGAGCCGACUUCACCGAGGUCGAGCGCCUCACAAGACUUUUGGCCUACCGUCCAGCAGAUUGAAAAGUGGUACGACGAGAUCGAUGAUGAGGUCAUCUCUGAUCACAGCGAUAGCCCACGAGUGAGGAGACGCCGGUCGCUCGACGAUGUGCCCGACCCGAUCAGGCAGAAGCGAUCGCCGGAUGAGCAACUGAGUGAGGAGCAGAUCAGGAAGAAGUUCAAAGGAGAAUUCUUCCAAACGGUGAUGGUCGCCACAGCAGUGGAGGAGUUUCAGGACAAGCACAAAGGCAAAGCCAACUUGCCGUCGAAGGAGCAAGGGAAAGCAAAUGCCUGGUUGCCUCGUUCCGAGGUCAAGAAGUUGAGGAGGCUGUUGGACAUGCCCAUCACUGCAGCGCGACUGCACAAGCAGCCCAGGAAACGGAUGCAGAGGCCACCCGGAGGACAGAAGAGAGGUAGGGUGGUCGUGAUGCUCAGCAAACGAGCCGCAAUGGUGAGUCAGGAAACACUUGAGGAGGUGCAGCAGCAGCCUAGGAGGAAGGCCCCAUUCUUGUGGAGGGGCAUGACUCUGUUCACCAAGCCAGAGGAAGUGAGAGCAGAGGAGAACAUGGCCUAUGUUCAACUGGAGGAGGAACUUUUUGAGGUGAGGAUCACUCAGCCUCAGGCUUGGAGAGAAAUGGUCGAGCGUGAGAGAAAGCUGGAGACCCUGAGCGAGGCGCUCAUCUUGAAGCUCAAGAGCUCAGGGAAAGAGCUUGACCCAAGGCUCUUUGACAAGGACGAGGCGGCAGCGUUUGCGGAGAGCGAUAAGAAUGAGUGGGGAAGCUGGAUCAAGAACAAGGUGAUCGAGAGGAUCAGUCCGGACGUGGCUUGGCAGGUGGACCGGUCCUUGGUGUUUCGUACACCCUUGAGGAUGGUGCGCACGAACAAGAGCAAGGAGGCCAUGAAGCUCAUUGCCAAGUCACGGCUUGUGGUUCCCGGACAUCUGGAUCCCCAGCUGGGCGACUACCGGACGGACAGUCCGACGGUGGCCAGUGUUGCGGCGCGGAUGACGAAAAUCAUCUGUGCCAUGAAGAAGUGGUCCGGGUGGUUCUUCGAUGUGUCGACAGCAUUCUUGAGUGGAAAGAAUGCCACCCGGCAGAUCUUGGUCAAAGCUCCACCGGAAGGUUUGCCCGCAGUGGACGGCAUGAAGGCUGUUCGCCCUCACGAGCUGAUGCGCAUCGUGAAGAGUGCCUACGGUUUGCCGGAGGCGCCCCGCCUUUGGUAUCUUCGUCUUGUGGAGCUGCUGGAAGAGGGCGGCAUGCAGGAGGUUCCCUUUCGCGAGGUCCACGUUUGUCCUGGUGAUCCCAAGAAGACGGUGCGAGCCAUCUGCGAUCUGCAUGUCGAUGACGGCUUUCUGGCGGGCGAAGAGGGUGAGUUUCACUUUGAGAAGCUCAAGCAGUACAUCAACGAGCACUUCAAUAUCAAGAAGUUCAAGGGGCCAAGCUACGCCGACGUCAAGAAGGCGAACAAGACCCUGAAGGAUAUGAAGGCCCUUGCGGAGUCCGGGGGUGCGAUUCUGAAGUACCCGUACAUCGGAGGUGAGGUGAUGUUCGUGACCUACUUUGAUGCUUCCUUGGGCAAGGAGGAAAAAGGUCAGAGUCAGCAGGGGGCGGUUCACUUCAUUACUUCAGUGAAGGCGGAGACACAGCCAGCCAAUGCGGGGAUUUUGGAGUUCAACAGCGGCCGCGUUUCGCGUGUGGUCCGCAGCAGUAUGGCUGCGGAAGCAGCAUCGAUGAUGAUGGCCGCGGAUCACCAGCUCUACAACCGGCUGCUCUGGGAGGCGCUCACCAAGGGGCAGUUGGAGACAGGCAUCCUGGGCAUUCGCUGGUGCCCCACGUUCAAGCAGUACGCGGAUGCCCUCACCAAGGAGAUGGACACCGAGCAGUUCACGGUGCACAGGCAGUUUUGGGAGCUCUGCAUGAAGCAGACCGAACAGGACAAAGUCCUGGAGGAGCGCCGUGCCGCGCUCCGAAGGGGCCAGCGCGAAAGGCGCAAGCUCCGAAUGGCCGCUUGA